This is a messenger RNA of Suillus subaureus, 1299 nucleotides long. Its product is annotated as Six-hairpin glycosidase-like protein. NCBI's taxonomy places the organism in Eukaryota, Fungi, Basidiomycota, Agaricomycetes, Boletales, Suillaceae. The transcript has 6 exons. The record is from RefSeq and is a predicted model, not a curated record. Gene Ontology annotation, biological process: carbohydrate metabolic process. The coding region runs from base 1 to 1299 and encodes 432 amino acids.
AUGUUGUUUUUUGUGACAGGCCUCUUACUGGGGUUGUUCAGUCAAGUAAGAGCACAGAACCUUACAAGUGCAUAUAUAUCGACUAUCAGUGAGCGACUGGCCCAGGGUGCAGUGCACAGUUGGGAGUAUGGAACGCGUGCCGAGGCUCUCCUGGAGCUCAAUGCGCCGACGUACUCCGUCGUGUCUUUCAAUGCUGUCCCACCUCCACAUAGUAUUCCAUCUAAUAUAUCAAGUGCACUUGGCGAAGUGUUCACCAUUGCUCAUGACGUCGUCGUCGCUCGAAGCUUGUCCAAUAUUACUGGGCCCCAGCCCCUGAUCGCUGAUACGAGUGCAGGGGAUCCAGCAAGUAUCGGAGUUGCCGUGUUACUUGCAAACUGGACGGGGCAGGGGGCCCUAGAUGGACUAGACUAUGCAGGGGCAGCACGGGACCAACUCAACUACCUGUUUCAAAACGUGUCCAAGACCAGCGAUGGUGCCCUUUCUCACAGAGUAGGCCAAUUGCAACUUUGGAGUGAUUCUGUGUACAUGGUUCCUCCGUUUUUGGCAUAUUAUGGUGUCCUGACACAAAACAAGACCAUUCUGACUGAGGCAUACACACAGAUCAGAUUGUACCGAAAAUAUCUUCAAGACGCGGCAGCCGGCAAUUUGUGGAAGCAUAUACAACUUGGUCAGGCAGGAAAUGACGAUGGGCACUGGUCAACAGGUAAUGCAUGGGCGGCGGCAGGCAUGAUACGGGUCCUGGGGACUAUUCAACGUUCCCCGUACGCGAAUUCGCUCAAGAGUCAACAGAAUGAUCUUGCCAGAUGGGCAGACGAGAUUCACGGAGCAAUGUAUUCUCACAUUAACUCCAACGGAUUGUUCUAUAAUUACGCUGAUAAUAAUACUACGUUUUAUGAUGCCUCAUCAACUGCGUUACUGGCCAGCACGGUUUAUCGGUUGUCUCUCCUUGGCAAUAUCCAUACGUACAUCCCCCUCGCUGAACAGGCUCGCAAUGCGCUCUUACUUCUGCUGGCACCAUUCACAACAUCCACCGCACUUUCCGCAACUAUGUCUGGCCUGCUCCACUUCACGCCGGAAGGAUGGCUCACACCUGUAGUGAAUCCAUACUCUUAUGACGAGCAGGGCUCCGACAGUCCGGAGGGACAAGCGUUCAUCCUUGAGCUGCAGGCUGCAUGGCGUGACUGGAUAGCAGACGGGGCACAGGGUGCAAAUAGCGCCCGCGAAGCUCGGCCUCAUGUCUUAAUGAUAGAAGCUAUAGUGGUCCUGCAGGUAAUGACCGUCGUUGGCUACAAUGGCUAG